AUGAAGCUCAUCACUGUCGCCGCAGCUACGACCGUCUUUUCGACGGCCAAUGCGCUGUAUAUCCCCAACAACCAUGCCCAGAGAUAUCCACCACACCGUGAUGAUGGUAGCUACUACGUCAAGGAUCCUUACUACCUCCCCAGCGAUUCUAAACCUGAUCCAAUCGAAGUGAUCAAGCUGGGGCUCAUGAAGCCGUAUCGGGCAAGCCCUAUUGUGUCUAGACCAAAGCUGAUUGUCGAGACCAAGACGCUUCCAGAACACAUCACCCCUCCUGAAGACAAGAAGAAUGAACACGUUCCAUAUGUCGAGGGAUGUACGAGCGCGCAAUACAAGAGCGAGGAAUCUGACCAUUGUGUGCACUACUCUCACAUCGAGGCUCACAAAGCUGUUCCUCGUUCUCUCGAGAAGCGCCAAAAAGGACCUGACCCAAGCAAGGUUGAUGUUGAUGAGCCGGAGGAUGCGAUUGCGCCCCUCCUCCGGCCUCUGGACGAAGUCGCGCAACGAUACAAGCCUCUGAUUCCCAAGAACCUCGGAGUCAAGAAGAAUGGAACCAACGAGAAUGAGGUCAAGAAGAAUGAAAGGGUGAUCAUUUACCCCAAGAGCAAGCCCAAACAGAACAAACACGAGUUCCUGGAGGGUCUCAUUGGCAAGAUUGAGCAGCAAACCAAGGGAUCUAACGCAUCGGGGACCGAAAACCAUGGCAAGGAGACGGCAAACGGGAAGGAUUGCGACAAGGAGAAGAAUGACGAGCUCCUGGAGGAUGUCAUUGACAACGUUGAGCAACGAGUCAAGCCUCAGACACCGAAAUUCUCUCAAGACAAAGACAAGGCGACUGAGGGCGCCGAUGAGGAGCUCCUCGAGGAUCUCAUCGAGAAAGUUGAGGAACGAGUCAAGCCCCAGAUACCCAAGGAGAAAGGCGAAGUGGCUAAGGACAAGGAUGAGGUCUUGGAGGAUCUCCUGGAGCAAGCCAAGCUACAACACAAGACCCGGGUACCUCGAUGGUGGGGCGCGCCCAGCCCGAUUGAAUCGAGACUCAAGAAGAAGAAGCUAGAGAAGAAGAAGUUGAGAAAAGUGAGCCUCAGCUCGCCCGGGGAAGGGCUGAGGGGUUACUCGCCCGAGUAUCUAUCAGGACUACUGCGACUCGAAUACGACGAGCUGUGUAAGAAGAACCCCAAGAACUGCAUCAAGGCAAAGGGCUCUGCGAGGCAAUUCACACGUCAGUCUCUGGAGGCCAAGGCGCGACUCGAGGACAUGAAGAAGUACGCCAUGAUGCACACUUCGCCCGACGACUUUAAAGCUCAGCGGUUCCGCGCGGAUGAGACGGCUGAGAAGGUUGCAGAGCUCGAGUUCUGGAAUGGCGGGAUAAGGGGAGCCGUGCACGCGCCAAAGAAGAGUCCCGAGGAGGCGGACAAGUUCCACAAGGAUGUGGAGGAGCUGGGUAUUCGUAGGGAUGCGCGCGACUUCUCUAAUGGCGGCACAGAACACGUCAAAGCCCCUUUUUGGGGUAUUUUUUGGACGUCGGCCUAA
Messenger RNA from Fusarium keratoplasticum, 1527 nucleotides. RefSeq lists its product as uncharacterized. NCBI's taxonomy places the organism in Eukaryota, Fungi, Ascomycota, Sordariomycetes, Hypocreales, Nectriaceae. The transcript has a single exon. The record is from RefSeq and is a predicted model, not a curated record. The coding region runs from base 1 to 1527 and encodes 508 amino acids.